Messenger RNA from Osmia lignaria (orchard mason bee), 3609 nucleotides. The record is from RefSeq and is a predicted model, not a curated record. Lineage: Eukaryota; Metazoa; Arthropoda; Insecta; Hymenoptera; Megachilidae.
GAAGCAGAGUAGAAGGAGAAGAAAAGAAAAAGCAUGAGCAACAACGGCACAGGUGACAAUUCCGAGGUGUAUCGCUUGCAAAAGACUCGAGGUGGCAUAACAGCAGGAUCGGUAGAUUCGCGUCAAGAGAAAGUUUCCAAGUUGUCGAGCAUUGUCACGGAAACGAUAGGCGGGAAGCGGCAAGCGAACAACGGCGAACGGCGAAACAUCGACGCGAUGGUGGAAGUUUUGUCGGAGCCGUGUGGCCAGGAAACGGCGGUACUGGAAAACGGCUUCAACCCCCACGAGAACGUGACCGAACGUCUGCCACGGGAGAAUCUUUACGAGUCGAUCUUGGAGGAGCCGAAACUCAGCCCGAUCCAGAGCUUCUACAACGGGCAAAGCAUCUUCGUGACCGGUGGCACGGGGUUCAUGGGCAAGUUGCUGAUAGAGAAGCUUCUUCGAGAAUGCCCCGGAAUCUCGUGUAUCUAUUUGUUGAUACGCCCGAAGAAGGGAAAGGACAUGCAUCAACGCGUCGAAGAAAUUUUCGACGAUCCGCUCUUCGACAAAGUGAAGGAGAAGGUUCCGAAAUUUCGGCAUCAGAUCGUCGCGAUUGCCGGGGACUGCUGCGAACCGGGUCUCGGCCUUUCCCCCACGGACAGAUCGACGAUAACGCGACAAGUGUCGAUCGUUUUUCACGUCGCGGCGACGGUCAGAUUCGACGAGAAAAUGAAAUUGGCCGUACCGAUCAACGUCCGCAGCCCCAGAGACACGAUAGAUCUCUGCAAGGAGGUGACCUGCUUGAAGUCGUUCGUACACGUGUCGACGGCGUACGCAAACUGCCCGCACGAUUACAUCGAGGAGAGAGUGUACGACCCGCCCAUGGAAGCGAACAAGUUGAUGACUCUGGUGGACUGUUUAGACGAGAAACUGAUCGACGAAAUCACUCCGCGACUACUAGGUAACUGGCCAAACACCUACACCUUCACUAAAGCGAUAGCCGAAAGCAUCAUCGAAAAAGAGGCCGGCGAUAUGCCCGUUGGAAUAUUCCGUCCUGCGAUCGUGGUAUCGACGUAUCGAGAACCUCUACGUGGGUGGAUCGACAACUUGUACGGACCGACCGGUGUCGUGGCUGGUGCAGGUAGCGGAGUCCUGCGAUCGAUUCAUUGCGACGGAUCGAUACAAGCCAACGUGGUACCCGGUGAUCUGACAGUGAACGCUUUGAUCGCCUGCGCCUGGGACGUUGCGAAACGUCGAGAAGCCACCGCUACCGCUACCAACACGGACCAAAAGAAGGAGAAUAAUAUACCGGUUUACCAUUACGUCUCGACGGACAAUCCUAUAACGUACGAGCAGUUGAAAUGUAUGUCCGAAAAAUAUGGUCUCCAAUUUCCUACCGAAAAAGCGAUAUGGUACUACAGCUUUCGAAACACCAAGUACAAAUUGGUGCACUUCUUCUACGUCUACUUUUUACAUCUACUACCGGCGCUCUUGAUCGAUACCGUCACGCUUUGUUUAGGAAAACAACCGAGAAUGCUGAAGAUCUACAAAAAGAUACACAAGUUCAUGGACGUGCUGAAAUAUUUCGCGACGAAGGAAUGGAAGUUUUCCAACGACAAUUUUAAAGCGCUACUGAACAAAAUGACUCCUGAAGAUUACAAGGAACACUUUGCCUGCGAUAUCAAAAAUGUUAAUUGGGAUCGUUACUUCCAAACGUACGUGAAGGGGAUUCGCAUUUAUCUGAUAAAGGACCCCCUGGACACACUUCCGCAGGCGCUAGUUAAAUGGCAGAGAUUGUACUGGAUUCAUCAGGCGUUGAAAUUAAUCGUCGCCUACGGUGUUCUACGGAUAUGUUGGCUAGCCGCGUUUCAUAUGUUCCGGGGUUACGUAUGGAAAUCUACGUACGCCCGUAUUUCGACUGUCUUUUAUACGUGUACAUUUGUUGUAUUUUACAUUUCCAAGAAGAGGCCGAUCGAGAAACGGCAGCCACAGAGAGAACUAACGCAACCGGGGGUGAAAAGGGUUCGAGAAAUGAUCGAGGAGAACGCGUCGCUGGUUGAAACGUUUUACGCUGGUCAGAGCGUGUUGGUGACAGGAGGGACCGGAUUCCUGGGAAAACUGUUGAUCGAGAAACUGCUUCGAACGUGCACGGGGAUCAAGCGCGUUUACGCGUUGGCACGCUCGAAAAAGAAUGAAUCGGCGCGUGAACGUUUCGAAAGAAUAUUCGACGAAGCCGUAUUCGAUCGUCUCAGAGAGAAGGUACCGAAGUUUCGUCAGAAGUUCCGGGUUGUUUCCGGCGACUGUGCGUUGCCCGGACUUGGUUUGUCAUCGGAAGACGUGGAUUUGUUAACGCGGGAGAUCUCGGUGGUGUUCAACGUAGCGGCCACUGUGCGAUUCGAUGAAAAAUUAAAAAAGGCGAUCGCGGUCAAUGUGACCGGGACGAAGGAACUGAUGGACCUGUGCAAACGAAUGCCGGCCUUACAGGUCGUGAUACACGUAUCGACCGCCUACAGCAAUUGCAAUCGCAAGAAUGUCGCUGAGAAAUUUUACCCCGCUCCUAUAUCCGCUGAAGACACGAUGGAGUUGGCCGUGAAUUUGACGGAGCAGGAACUGAAUCGUCUGACGAAAACGCUGCUAGGUACCUUUCCGAAUACGUACGUUUAUACAAAGUGCAUUGCGGAACAAUUGGUGCGCCGAUACGGAAAGGAUUUGCCUGUUGGAAUAUUUCGUCCCGCCAUAGUGCUCUCGACGUACAAAGAGCCGAUAGAGGGUUGGGUGGACAACGUGUACGGACCCACCGGAGGUCUCGCAGCGGCUGGUAUCGGCCUCAUGAGGACCAUGAACAUGGAUAAGAACUGCGUCGCUGAAUUGAUCCCAGCCGAUUACACCGUCAAUGCUCUUAUCGUUAUCGCUUGGGCAGUUGCGACGAAGCGUUACAGUAGCACCGGAAGUGAUCCUCCUAUCUAUAAUUAUCAUUCUUCGUGGGGUACCACCGGCAUCACCUGGGGUCGAUACAUGAAUCUUGCUGUGAAACAUGGAAGGCAAGUCCCAAGUGUUCGUAGCGUCUGGUGCUACACAUUCACCCCCGCUAAGAGUAUUUACGCGUACUUCGUCUUGAUCGUGCUCCUCCACUUGCUACCCGCCACGCUCGUUGAUAUUGCGAGAAUCAUUACUGGCAAAAGACCUAGAAUUCUAAAAAUGUACAAAAAACUGCACAAAUUCUGCGCUGUUACCAGCUACUUUGGUACACACGAAUGGAACUUCUCUUAUGACAAUACCAAGAAUCUUUGGGAUAGCCUUUGUCCGACCGAUCAAGCUCUGUUUACGUUUUCGAUGAGCAAAUUUGACUGGGAUGAUUUCAUGUACAAAUGCGUGCGCGGACUGAGGAUACACAUUUUCAAAGACGAUCCGAGCACGAUAGAUCGCGCGAAACUGCGAAUGGCCAGAUUCACCGUUCUCCAUUAUCUUCUCAAGUACACUGUCUUCCUCUUCGUCAUUUGGUUUUCUUAUUAUACCGCGUACAUACUUUACGACGCGUUUAUCGCUAUUCGCGUUACUGCUGCUAAUCGACUGUUUCAGGUUCCCGAUACUUGUAUCGCGUGACGCGUUUUUCCUGCUCGUAAGAUAACG